AUGGAGUUUAUCGAUGCACCGAAGAUAGCGCAAGUCGAGGCUAUGGAGGAACUUGGCCCUGACCCGCCUAAGGUUGCACACUUACUGUGUGAAGUGUUCAGCGAAAUGGUAUUUUGUCAUGCCUUUGUGCAUUGUGAUUCGCAUGCGGGGAACAUCUUCGUACGCCGUAAUCCCGAUCCUCAAGUCAAGCGCAAAGAGCAGCUCGUCUUGCUGGACCAUGGAUUAUACCGCGAAUUCGAUCGGGAUUUCCGUAAAGCUUAUUGCGAUUUGUGGAGAGCAAUGCUAUUACGUGACAGUGUUCUCUUGGAUGACUGUGGCCGACGGUUAAACAUUGGAGAGGUUACGAAAUACUUGCCGCUGCUGUUUACGUCCCGGAUGAUCAAUAGCAAGGGACGUCCUGAUGCGGCAAUGAGCCAGUCGGAGCGCAAAAGACUUUCCGGGGAUCUCAAAACGAUGCAUGUAUCGAGCGUUACUGACUUUCUCGAACAACUUCCGAGAGAUAUGUUGUUCAUCUUACGAACGGACAACAUGAUUCGGGCUCUAAAUAAGGACUUGGGAGGAUCAACCAGGGAUCGUUUUUACGUCAUGGGCACUUUUGCUGUGAGUGGACAUUCCACUUUCUACUCAGGUACUGCUGAAGCAGGAAAGGGUGGAAUAUGGACAUCGGUGAGCUACUGGUGGGACCAUCUCAACCUGAUUGUCCGUUUUCACGUGGUUGACUACGUAUUGGCCGCCAUCCAGUACGUCAGGGGAGAGUCUACCGCUAAGAUUGAGCGUGUAGGUCAGUAG
This is a messenger RNA of Peronospora matthiolae, 789 nucleotides long. The record is from the annotation of a GenBank genome assembly. Lineage: Eukaryota; Oomycota; Peronosporomycetes; Peronosporales; Peronosporaceae.